AUGCAGAAGCAACAACAUCAACCCUCCGGUAUCAUUAACCCUAAGUAUUGUGCUCCAUAUAAUGUUGACCUAGCAAUUGUGAGAAAGGUCUUGACAUUGGCUGAUAGCUUUUCCGUCACCGACGUUAAUGGCAAAAUAGUCUUCAACCUUAGUGCCUCUCUCAUGACCCUCCACGACCACCGUCUCUUACUUGACGCCGUCGGCAAACCCAUCGUCACACUACUCCGGAAGAAGAUGACAACUAAUGAUCGGUGGCAAGUUUUUCGAGGUGAAAGUACUGAGAUGAAGGAUUUGAUCUUUAGUGUACAGAGAUCGUCCCUUUUCCAGCUAAAGACAAAAUUGGAUGUGUUCUUAGCUAACAAUACUAAAGAAAAAGUUUGUGACUUUAAGGUCAAAGGAAGUUGGUUCGAGCGAUCUUGUGUUGUUUAUGCUGGUGAGUCUCUCACCAUUGUUGCCCAGAUGCAUAAGAAGCACAUUCAAAGCAUUGCGCUUGGGAAAGAUGAUUUCGUGGUUACAGUGUAUCCAAACAUUGACUAUGCAUUCAUAGUGUCCCUGAUUCUGAUUCUUGACGAAAUUAAUCAAGACAAGAGACAAUCCUAG
This is a messenger RNA of Sphenostylis stenocarpa, 600 nucleotides long. The record is from the annotation of a GenBank genome assembly. Lineage: Eukaryota; Viridiplantae; Streptophyta; Magnoliopsida; Fabales; Fabaceae.